AUGGCGCUGUCCGGCGAGCCGCCUGCGAAGCGUCAGAAGGGCGAGUGGCUGAAACUGUCGGGCCACCCGUGUUCGUGGGGCGUGGACUACGCCGACCAUCCAUCGAAUCCACCAUGGGACAAGGUGAUCGCGCGUAUGGCGGAAGCUGGCUACACUGGCACCGACUUGGGACCAGUUGGCUACUACAAGCCCGAGCAGCUGGAGGGCCUCCUGACAAAGCACAGCCUGCAGCUGGUUGCCGGUAACAUCUUCGAGAAGAUGCACGAGCCAGAUCAGUUAGACAUGAUCAUUCAGAAGACCCACGAUUCAUGCAGCACUCUGAAGAAGUUCGGCGCCAAAUUUUUUGUGAUCGUCCCCCACACAGUUCCAGAGAAGGAGUCCACUGCAGGCCGCCCUAAGGACGCGCCCAGGCUUCCAGACGACAAGUGGGCGUACAUGAUGACCGCCAUUACGAAGGUCGCAGAGGUGGUGAAGAGCUACGACAUCGUGUGCAUGCUGCAUCCGCAUGCUGGCAGCUGGAUCGAGUACGAGGAUGAGAUGGAGCGUGCCCUCUCCGAUCUGCCCGAAGAUCUAGUCACCCUGUGCCUCGACACUGGGCACUGCACAUACGCGGGCAUGGACCCUGUCGAGAAGUUCAGGAAACAUCGCGCUCGCAUUCCUUACAUGCAGCUGAAGGACAUCGACGCCGCGGUCCUGAAGAAAAUGCAGGACACCAAGGGCAGCUUCUGGGAUGGUGUCACUGGCGGAAUCUUUUGCAUUCUCGGAACAGGCAUGGUGGAUUAUCCUGCGCUACUUCGUGCCAUGAAGGAGAGCGGCUUCAAUGGCUAUGCAACAAUCGAGUCAUUGGCUGAGAAGCUCGACAUUGCCAAGGGAGAGCGUGUCUUCUUGUUCUCCUCCGAGUCUGUGAACGAGGGUCACCCCGACAAGAUCUGCGACCAGGUCUCGGAUGCGGUCCUGGAUGCGUGCCUCGCAGCGGAUCCCAAGAGCAAGGUUGCUUGCGAGACCGCCACCAAGGACAACAUGGUCAUGGUGGCGGGCGAGAUCACCACAAACGCCAAGCUUGACUACCAGAAGGUAGUGCGUGGAGUUGUAGCUCACAUUGGAUUCGAUUCAUUCGUUGAUGAUCUGUCCAGUGUCGACAGCAAGGGACUCAGCGACAAGACCUGCGAGGUGCUCGUGAGGAUCAACAAGCAGAGCCCCGACAUUGCCGGCGGUGUUCACGUGGGGAAGGAUGACAUGGAUGUUGGAGCUGGCGACCAGGGAAUUAUGUUCGGUUACGCUACUGACGAGACAGAGGAUUGCAUGCCUCUCACCCACUCGGUUGCGACCAAGUUGGGCAAGAAGCUAACGGACGUUCGCAAGAGUGGACAGUUAUGGUGGUUGCGGCCCGACGGGAAGACGCAGGCAGAUGGAUCUGUGGAGCCCCAGAGCAUGCACACCAUCGUCAUUUCCACGCAGCACGCAGAGCCGCUGAAGGCGAAGCGCAGCAAAGAGUGUGCUGGCUACGCCGGGCCGGAGCAGAUUGCGCCGAGCAUGGAGGAGAUGAACAAGCUCAUCGUCGAGGAGGUGGUGAAGAAGACUCUGUCCGAGAUCAAGCUGAAGAAUGUCACGAAGAACGGCCUCAAGUUCUUCGAGUGGGAGAACGCGAAGGACCUGUCGAGAUUCCGGAAGAUGACUUCUGCGGAGGUGGCACAAGAGCUCAAGGUCAGCAACUACCUCACGAAGUGG
Prorocentrum cordatum is the source of this 1728-nucleotide messenger RNA. The record is from the annotation of a GenBank genome assembly. Lineage: Eukaryota; Dinophyceae; Prorocentrales; Prorocentraceae.